AUUGCCAAUUCGGCCCCACAAAAAGUUAAACAGAAGACCAUCGCGAGAGUCUUCUGAAAUUCAAUAAAAUAUUUCAGAAGCUCCCGAUCUCUCCCCGCUGGCCCUCUGCCCCCCUGUCGUCUCCCUGCAUCUCCGCCCACCACCACCACCAUUCGUUGGCUCCAUCUCAGUUGCCUCCACCGUCGUCUCGAUACCACCGCCGCCGCACACAGCCGCCUGAGACACCCCUCCCGUUCCUACAGAUUGAUCCGCCCCACCCACUGGAGACGCAUUCUACCGCCACUCGACCUGCGGCGCCACAAGAAACACGUGACGGAAUAUAGGUUACACAUGAAAUUUUUUUGGCAAGUUCUCUAGUGGCCCAGUCUUCACGUCCCACUACCAUCACGAUUUUGGCUUCCACUUCCAGUCACACAUGGCCCAGUCAUAGCUGCGUUUUCCGCAAUUCCAACCCAACGUGCGCUACGCUUCCACCCACCCAGCAGUCUCACACUCUUCUCUAGUCUUACCAUCAUCCACGGUAAGUUUGGCAGUCUCCCUAACUGUUGUGAUGGGUUUUUAUGCUACCCUUUUGUUUAUUUGAUGAAUAUUAUGUAUCAAUUUGAUGAUAAUCAGGAAAAGUGUUGAUUUUAUUAAAUCAAGCUCUCAAAAUUUCUGUUUCUAAGUUAAGUUAUGGCUUAGUCUCACUUAUCAUAUAUUCUCAAGUGAAAGAUGACAGUAAAAAAUAAGGGAAAGUUUGUUGUUGCAGAUGGUAAUUAGUUGUACUCAAUAUCCGCGGUUUUUUUAGAUCAUAUUGUUAUAAUUUCAACCAAAGAUUACCAUGAUGGAGAACAGUUUAAUGUAAAUCCUCUUCGGUAUCUUCUUCUAGGGAUUUCAUUAUGUAAUAUCAAUUUGUUGUAGCCAAAUGUCCUAUUCUCUGCUCUGGAUGAUGAACGUCCAUCCCCAUAUAUAGAGGAAUUCAGGUAUUAUAUUGAUUGCCUAAACAAUGUCCAACACAAAAAUGCGGGGAUAUGAUAGAGAUGAAUUGCAUGGAGAACUUGAAGAUUAUGAUGAGUAUGAGGAGGAAGGGGAAGAGCUAGAGGAAGAUCCUGGAGAAGGGCAGGAGGAGGGAUAUGAAGAGGAAGAUCCAAAGCCUACUAGAGAGGAAUUAGAGUAUCUAGAGUUGAGGCAAAAAUUGAAAGACCAAAUCAGAAAGCAGAUGAAAAAGGAUAAUGGUUCUUCAAAAAAUGGUUCAAAUGAGAUGAAGAAGAAACUUCCAUAUGAUAAUUACGGAUCCUUCUUUGGCAAUUCUCAACCAGUAAUUGCCCAAAGAGUAAUACAAGAAAGCAAGUCAUUGUUAGAAACCAACCAUUUGGCAUCCAGACUUUCAAACUCCUUCCAUGGCAACAAAAAGGACACUUCAACGUCUAAAGGGCCAAAACUUGGAUCGCAUCACCAGCUACCAAAAGUCAAAACUGAGUUAAAGACUAAAGUCCAAAAACUCAAGGAUACAAGAGAUUAUUCAUUUCUUUUAUCCGACGAUGUAGAGCUUCCUGCUUCUUCUAAAGAACCUCCACCUAGAAAUGUCUCCUUUCCAAAUCGUGGUCAUGAGGCGCGAGCUGCCCAUGUGCCAAUGAAGAAGAGUAAAGAACCUUCGGGCAGCAGUGGCAGACAUGAAGGAAGGAAAACUGUUUCUAUGAAUGGUCAGUUUAAUUCCAAAGCAGGGUCCAAGUUGACUUCUGCUAGUAAGACAGCAGAUUCAAGAAAACAACUUGGUAGCAACUUUGGAAAUGGGCCAGGCCGGCCUGUGGGGCCAAAAGGUUUGCCUUUGAAGAACCCAGUUGCUACCACGGACAAGAAGGCUGCCGUGGAGAAGAAGGUUUCUGCACCAGCUGCAAAACAUUCCUUGCCUGGCAUGCAGAGAUCAUCUUCACAAGUGCACUCAUCUGCUCCAAAGCAGCCCCUAGAACAAAAAAGGGGACAACUAGAGUCUAAUAAAUCUAAAAUGGUGCCAAAACAGCCAUUGACAUUGUCAAAACCAAAGAUAAACAAGCCACAAAAGCAAAUUUCAUCAUAUCAGACUUCCAGGGACCAUCGGCCCUUGAAAAAGCCAAGGCCUGUGAGUCGGCAUUCUGAUGAUGAUGAUGAUGGUGUAAAAGCCAUCAGUAUGAUCAGACAAAUGUUCAGGUACAAUCCCAACAGAUACGAGGAUGAUGGUGAUGAUAGUGAUAUGGAGGCAAACUAUGCCGAUAUAAUGAGGGAGGAGCAAAGAAGUGCAAAAAUUGCGAGGGAGGAGGAUGAAGAGCAACUUAGAUUGAUAGAGGAGGAAGAAGAAAGAGAGCGGUUGGCACGGUUGAGAAAGUUAAAAAAGCGUAAGCUUGGCCCAGAUUGACCAAAUUAAGGAACGUCUUUGAGGACAUUUGUGUGCUUGAUUAAGUUCCUAUUCAAUUUGUAUCACCAUUUUGUUAUAAUAUGAUCUCUUUUUGUUGAUAUAAAUACAUAUAUUUAAUUAUAUGCCAAAGUUGCUUAAUAAUAAUAAAUUCUUCAA
Carya illinoinensis is the source of this 2527-nucleotide messenger RNA. RefSeq names its product protein spt2-like. The coding region runs from base 986 to 2371 and encodes 461 amino acids. Gene Ontology annotation, molecular function: DNA binding; histone binding. Gene Ontology annotation, biological process: nucleosome assembly; regulation of DNA-templated transcription. Gene Ontology annotation, cellular component: nucleolus. Lineage: Eukaryota; Viridiplantae; Streptophyta; Magnoliopsida; Fagales; Juglandaceae. The transcript is spliced from 13 exons. The record is from RefSeq and is a predicted model, not a curated record.